Messenger RNA from Cercopithifilaria johnstoni, 333 nucleotides. Lineage: Eukaryota; Metazoa; Nematoda; Chromadorea; Rhabditida; Onchocercidae. The record is from the annotation of a GenBank genome assembly.
AUGACAUAUCGAGGAAGCAGUAGUGGUGUAAAUGUGAUGGGCGAAAAUAACGAUGGUACAUCUGUGGAACAUCGUAAUGACGCGUUGGUUGAAAAGCUUUCCGGAAAGGUGGCUGCACUGAAAAAGAUAACGAUAGCAAUUGGCGAUGAUGUACGGGAACAGAAUCGUUUGUUAAAUGAAAUGGAAACGGAUUUCGAUGCGUCGAAAGGUUUGCUUGGUUCAACGAUGCGAAAAUUGAAUCGUGUUACUAAAGCUGGUGGCAAGCAUUUGACAUGUUAUCUUGUCUUAUUUGCAUUAUUCGUCUUCUUGAUAAUUUAUUAUUUGAUUCGUUAG